ACAAGUCAGAGAUACCUCUGAACAUGGAAAAUCUCUCCGUCAACAACAACAGCGGCCAGUCAUACGGCUACACUCUCUAUGAAACCACCGUCACCAGCGGAGGAACCCUGGACUCCAUGAACAACAUCAGAGACCGAGCAUUGGUUUUUGUAGAGAGAGAAUAUGUUGGAUGUUUGGACUACAAGACUCACAAGGUCACCCUCCCCGAAGCUGAGGGAGCGCGCACAUUGAGUUUUCUUGUGGAGAACUGCGGUCGAGUGAAUUACGGCAAAGCUCUUAAUGAACAACGUAAAGGUAUCGUAGGAGACAUCGUUUUGAAUCACUCCCCUCUGAGAGGGUUCAACAUCUUCUGCUUGGAUAUGAAGCCAUGUUUCAUAAGAAGAUUAACAAAUUCAGCUCAGUGGAAGACUGACUUCAAGUCACUUGCUGUGCCAGGAUUCAUUCAAGCCAAGCUCAAUGUGGAUGGCCCACCCACAGAUACCUUCAUCCACAUGCCUGAAUGGGGUAAGGGGGUUGUAUUCGUUAAUGGACAGAAUCUUGGCCGUUACUGGUUUAUUGGUCCUCAACGUUCCCUUUACCUCCCUGGACAUUGGCUCAGGAGUGGAGAGAAUCAGAUCAUUAUAUUUGAGGAGCAAAGAACAAAUGAGAAGAUAGAGUUUAAGGAGAAUCCUGAUCAUGGAAAGACUAUUGAUGUUUAUAAACUGCCCUUUUGCACUCUGCUGUAAAAAAUGUGUCCAAACACAGCUUUUGCAUGUACUUGAAUGUAACCUUCAUUGGACUUGUGCUGCUGCUCCAUUUGAAGUAACUUUUCAAAAGUCGUUUAAAGAAAUGAGACAUUCUGAAUUAUUUAUUUAUGUAAUGAGAGAAAAAUAACUUGUGAUUAGGUUAUAAGUGCGUUAGACACCUUAGCUUCCUAUUGGACAAAGCGCCUGUCACUCAUCUCCAUCUAAAUAUGGACCGUGGAUGACCACAGCGGAAAACGUGUACUCCCUUUCACAAUAAAAAUAAUAAA
Messenger RNA from Oryzias melastigma (Indian medaka), 1012 nucleotides. RefSeq names its product beta-galactosidase-1-like protein 2. Bases 24 to 725 code for a protein of 233 amino acids. Gene Ontology annotation, biological process: carbohydrate metabolic process. The record is from RefSeq and is a predicted model, not a curated record. Gene Ontology annotation, cellular component: vacuole. Gene Ontology annotation, molecular function: beta-galactosidase activity. The transcript has 7 exons. Lineage: Eukaryota; Metazoa; Chordata; Actinopteri; Beloniformes; Adrianichthyidae.